This is a messenger RNA of Manihot esculenta (cassava), 3769 nucleotides long. Its product is annotated as lysine-specific demethylase JMJ18-like. Lineage: Eukaryota; Viridiplantae; Streptophyta; Magnoliopsida; Malpighiales; Euphorbiaceae. The record is from RefSeq and is a predicted model, not a curated record. Gene Ontology annotation, biological process: chromatin remodeling. Gene Ontology annotation, molecular function: histone H3K4me/H3K4me2/H3K4me3 demethylase activity. Gene Ontology annotation, cellular component: nucleus.
AUCUAUUCCUGAAUUUCACUUUCUGUUUGUCCUUAUUGUUUUUUUUUUUUCCCACAUCAAUUAAAAAAUUCUCUUUUUUUAUUUAUUUUUUACAUCUUUAAUUGGGUGAAAACAAGUCAAUUUAAAAAAAAAAAACCCAUUUUUAAUUUGAUAUUUUUGACUCAUGGAAUAAGGUUAUGGAAGUUGCAAGUAUGAAUUUGGGGGUGGAUAGAUAGAUAUCAGAAUAAAAUUUGUUUACCCAUUUUGUUUAUAUGUGAUGUCAUUCAUUAGGAUAUAGGGAAACAAAUUCCUUUCGAGGAGGAAGGAGAAAAUUUUAUCCCCCGUUUUCUUUUCUAUUUAGGAUAAAGGUGGGAUUUUUGAGGGGUUAGGUUUCAGGAAAUAAAAGUUCUUUCUUUUUGAUUCUGGGUAUAUUGCUUUCUAAAUUUGGGUAGGUCAGGGGUUGUUGUGUUUUUGCAGGGUUUUUUCAAUUUUUUUUUUUUUUCUUUCUUUCUUUCUUAUCAUCACCAGACAAUGGAAGAGUUAAAAUCGGCUUCACCUUCAGCUUCAGCUUCACAAUCCCAUAUCAAUGAGGAUAAUUCUUUGAAGCAUUCCUUAAAAAAUGACAACACUCUUGAGGGUUCAGGGAGUCCAAGAAAUCGGAAGGUAACAGCCAGAUGGGAUCCAGUUGAAGCUUGCAGACCUAUCAUUGAUGAAGCACCAGUUUUUUAUCCUACUAUUGAGGAAUUUGAGGAUACACUUGGUUACAUAUCAAAGAUACGUGCAAAAGCAGAGUCAUUUGGUAUAUGCCGAAUUGUCCCUCCACCUACAUGGAGGCCACCGUGCCCUCUUAAGGAGAAAGAUAUAUGGGAAUGUGCUAAAUUUUCCACACGAAUUCAGCAAGUUGACUUGCUUCAAAACAGGGAGCCCAUGAGAAAGAAGUUUAGAAGCCGGAAGCGAAAAAGGAGAAGGCAUUCAAAAUUUAGCUUGACCAGGAGGCAUGCAAAUUCUUGUUCAGAAGCAAAUGCUGCUUCUGAGACUGAUGAAAAAUUUGGGUUCCAAUCAGGAUCAGACUUCACACUUGAAGAAUUUCAGAAAUAUGCUGAUUAUUUCAAAGAAUGUUACUUUCAAAUGAAGGAUUCAGUGCAGGAUGUAAAACAUGGUGGUAUUGAACACCAGAAAUUAGAACCUUCUGUAGAGGAGAUUGAGGGUGAAUACUGGCGGAUUGUUGAGCAACCAACAGAUGAGGUUGAGGUAUACUAUGGAGCUGAUUUGGAAACAGGGGCAUUUGGAAGUGGGUUUCCUAAGGCUUCAUCCAUGAUAAUUGAAGGUGAAUCAGAAUCAGAUCAAUAUGUUGCAUGUGGUUGGAAUCUAAAUAACUUCCCACGCCUGCAAGGUUCAGUGCUAUGUUUUGAAGCAAAUGAUAUAUCAGGAGUUCUAGUGCCAUGGCUGUAUAUUGGAAUGUGCUUCUCAUCAUUUUGUUGGCAUGUUGAGGACCACCACCUUUAUUCACUGAAUUAUUUACAUUGGGGUGAUCCAAAGAUAUGGUAUGGGGUACCUGGAAGCCAUGCUUCCAAUUUGGAGGAUGCAAUGAGAAAGCAUUUACCUGAUUUGUUUGAGGAACAGCCUGAUUUACUCCAUGAACUGGUAACUCAACUAUCUCCUUCAGUUUUAAAAGCUGAGGGUGUACCAGUGUACCGAGUUGUCCAACGCUCUGGGGAGUUUGUUCUUACCUUUCCUAGGGCAUACCACUCUGGCUUUAAUUGUGGCUUUAACUGUGCAGAAGCGGUGAAUGUAGCUCCUGUUGAUUGGUUAGCACAUGGGCAACUUGCAGUUGAGCUCUACAGUAAGCAGCAUCGUAAGACAUCCAUAUCCCAUGACAAGCUAUUACUUGGAUCUGCUCAGAAGGCAGUCCAGGCCCUGUGGGAGCAACUAGUUAUUGGGCAAAAAACUACUGCAAAUCUGAGGUGGAAAAAGGUCUGCGGGAAGGAUGGGCUUCUUACUCAAGCGGUUAAGAACAGGGUGAAAAUGGAGGAGGAAAGACUGCGGAAUCUUCCAACUCAUCUAAAAUUGCAAAAGAUGGAAAAGGAGUUUGAUUUGUGUAGUGAGAGAGAAUGUUUCACUUGCUUCUAUGACUUGCAUUUGUCUGCUGUCAGCUGCAAGUGCUCCCCUGAACAAUUUGCAUGUCUUAAACAUGCAAACCAUUUUUGUUCAUGUGAAGCAGAUGACAAAUAUGUGCUUCUGCGUUACACUAUGGAUGAAUUAAAAACAUUAGUUGAAGCAUUGGAGGAAAGAAUAGAUGCUGUAAAAGUGUGGGCACCUAAGGAGGCUAAAUUGGAUUCUGAUUGUGACAAUGCUGAACAUGUAUGUAAGCUGGAUCAGAGGGGCAAGUCAUUUCAAACUGCCUAUUCUGAGCAGAGGGAAAGUCCAUCUUGUUCGCCCAAAGCAGAAGAAACAUUGGGUGCCAAUAUCUCUUGCUGUUCAAAUAGUCAAGUUUCUUCAGAAGUAAUCCAGUCUGAUAGCCAUGACAAUGUCUUUAACAAUGAAGCUAAGAUGAAGCAAGAGAGUUGCAUCGACUUAAAUCUUGAUUUUAUGUCGGGUGAUCAUGGAAGUGAGUUUCUCCUUUCAUCUGAUAUCUCCAACAAACAAGUCGUCUCAGCUGUGGAAACAAAUAUGUUUAGCAAGAAGUUAUUUGGGGUUGAUCUUUCAGUUGGGGAUUCAUGUGCAAUGCUGCCAUCAGAAAGCUCCUCUAAAACCAAAAUAGUUAACAUCUCAGAUGUUAAUACGUCUAUAUCCAACCAAAACAAUCCAGUGAAUAAUUUGGGUUUUUUUGUUGAACCUCUAAAUUUUGGUUGUGUCAUGUUUGGAAAGCUUUGGCGCAGUAGGCAUGCGAUAUUCCCAAAAGGGUUUAAAAGCAGAGUUAUGUUCUUCAGUGUGCUUGAUCCAAGAAAAACUUGUAGCUAUAUUUCACAAGUAGUGGAUGCUGGAUUCCUCGGCCCUCUUUUUAAGGUAUCUUUAGAAGAAUGCCCAAACAAAACAUUUACAAAUUUUUCAGCAGAAAAGUGCUGGGAAAUGGUGCUGCAACAACUGAAUGAGGAAAUUAUGCGACGGAACAGAAUAGGAGAAAGUGGACUGCCACCUGUGCAGCCUUUGACAAGUGUUAAUGGGCUUGAAAUGUUUGGGUUUCUCUCUUCACCCAUUAUUCAGGCUAUUGAGGCUCUUGACCCCAAUCAUCAGUGUACAGAGUACUGGAACAAUAAGCUUGCCAAUUUGAGCACUAAAAACGAGGCGAAGAAGUCCCAUGUUGGACUGAGUUGCAGUCUCACAGGCAAUCCAGCCAUAGGGGGUCAUCAUUGAGGUGAAGAAGCAAGGAUGAUUCAAGAAAAAGCUGAAGACUCGCAAAUAAUGCAUAGGGUAUUUCUGCAGAGAGGCACAAAGUGCUGAAUGGAGGAAACUAACAAAACAAGUAGAAUAAUGAAAGAAGAUGAUAACAGAUUCCGCCAUUCUUUCUCAUUCUGGACUGCUCUAUUCAGUCCCAUUAUUUUUUUUUUUCUUCAUUCGGAGUAGCUUGGCUUAAUUAAUUUUCUCAUUUCUUAGGCCCAUUCUUUAAAAGAUUCAUAACAAGACGCAGAUCCUGGGCAGGAGUUGUACACAAAUUAUUUGAGGUGCCCACUCAUUACAUACAUACAGAAAUGAUGUCUGAUGCAUUUAACCCAUCUCUGAAAAAGAAUAGAUAUGUACAUUAGGUCAUUUUACUUUACAUUUUAUGAGAAAUAUAUGCUAGUUUCGUCUA